GUGACACUGAGCGCGGGGCAGCUGUUCAGCCUGCAGUGACGGUGAGACGCUGGGAUCAGAGGUCGAUUACUGAUGUAAUCACGCAGCAUUUCUACUGCGCAGCAGAUCCUCCCGCGCGCCUGCUCUUAUUAUUACGAGGAGGUUGUCUUCUUCUUCUCCUCCUCCUCCUCCGGGCGGCGGUAGAGGCGACCAGACGUGACGUAGCGACCGUAGAGGAAGAAGAGCGGCAGUAAACAGCGGCAGCCUUGUGUUGUAGCAGCAGUGGGCGUCCUCGUGAUGUCAUGGUGAUGUCGUCGGUGAAGGAGCGGUACCGUGACAUCAGUCCUGUGACGCUGCAGGUGGUGGGCGGGGCCGUGAGCUCCAGUCAGCACUCUGUUCGAGGAGGAGUCCUCCAUCUUCCCUCUGAAGGGGGGUUCAGUGGAUCUGUCCUGUCCCAUCGACCCCCCCUCCACCCAGGAGGAGAUGGCACAGUCCGCUCACCUCAUGACUCUGGGCCUGUGUCGCAUCUCAGCAGCCAAACCUCCUCCUCCUCCUCCGUCCCGACCCGUCCAGCGCGCUUCACCUGUGGUGACACCUGACACCCACCUGCAGACCGACAGCCUGAAGCCGAGUGGUGGCGAGACGGCGACCUCGCCCUGCAGGAAACGGCGGCUGCGGCUGCUGUGUCUCCUGUGUCCUCUGACGCUGCCGUCCAGGCGGCUGCUGGACGUCCACGUCCGGUCUCACCGGGGCGCCGGAGGAUUCGGCUGCGUCUGCUGCAGCUGGACGGCCGACAGCUGGGAGGAGCUGGAGCCUCACUGGCGGAGCCACUGCAGGAGGAGGCGGAGGAGGAGGAGGAGGAGGAGGAAGGAGCAGAAGCAGGAGGAAGAGAAGAAUAAUAAGAAGAAGAAGGCGGCGGCGAGGCCGUUCAGCUGCCCGGACUGUCUGAGGACGUUUAGGAGCGCCGAGUUACGAAACGCUCACCAACAACAAGAUGAUGGCUGCAGACAGCGUCACCACGGCAACCACUCAGACGGAUGGAGGGGCCGGCUGAUUGGACGAGCAGGAGGGAAGGAGGCGGAGCACACAGACAGACAGACCAGCAGAGCUCAGACCGGGUCCAUGCAGGGCGUCCGGAGGAAGACCAGAAGGAAGAAAGAAGAGGAAGAGAAGGGGGGCGAGGAGACGUCUGCUGACGUCAGAGACCAGACAGGAUUCUGCUGCUCUUUGUGUCACAGGAAGUUCUCUACCAAGCUGACUCUGAGGCGUCACCUGGGCGUCCACGGGGGACAGAAACCGUUCACCUGUCCUCACUGUUCCUACAGCAGCAGGCUAAAGGCAUCACUGCUGCAACACCUGAGAACCCACACAGGUGAGAAGCCGUACAGGUGUGCUGAGUGUCCAUAUGCUUCUAUCGAUCGCAGCUCUCUGCUCAGACACUGCAGAACCCACAGCCAGGAGAAACCAUACAGGUGUCAACACUGUGACUACAGCAGUAUCCAGAAGAAGAGUUUGGACCUCCACGCUCGCCGCCAUCACACCGGCGAGUCGUUUCCAUGCCAGCAGUGUGAGUAUUCGAGUCCGGACCGCCAGCUGCUGCUGAGACAUGUCCGCAGACACCACGCCCCCUCCCAGCAUGCCACACUGUGACCACGCAGCUGAUCGGACACUCUCAUUGGACUGUUAGCUUGUGGGGAGGUCUGAUGAUGUCACCAGACGUGCUGCUGAUGUCACAGUGUUUUAACUGAAUGUUUUUAUUUAUCUGCUGGUUGGAUUUGCAUUAAAGGAACAUAAAAGCUGAA
Messenger RNA from Micropterus salmoides (largemouth bass), 1781 nucleotides. RefSeq names its product histone-lysine N-methyltransferase PRDM9. Gene Ontology annotation, cellular component: nucleus. The record is from RefSeq and is a predicted model, not a curated record. Gene Ontology annotation, molecular function: RNA polymerase II transcription regulatory region sequence-specific DNA binding; DNA-binding transcription factor activity, RNA polymerase II-specific. NCBI's taxonomy places the organism in Eukaryota, Metazoa, Chordata, Actinopteri, Centrarchiformes, Centrarchidae. Gene Ontology annotation, biological process: regulation of transcription by RNA polymerase II.